This is a messenger RNA of Balaenoptera acutorostrata (minke whale), 703 nucleotides long. RefSeq names its product transmembrane protein 160 (gene TMEM160). The coding region runs from base 49 to 615 and encodes 188 amino acids. NCBI's taxonomy places the organism in Eukaryota, Metazoa, Chordata, Mammalia, Artiodactyla, Balaenopteridae. The transcript is spliced from 3 exons. The record is from RefSeq and is a predicted model, not a curated record.
CGGGCGGCCCAUGGGGCGGUGCGGUGCGCCGCGGCCGUAGUGCGAACCAUGGGAGGUGGCUGGUGGUGGGCUCGGGCUGCCCGCCUUGCCCGACUCCGCUUCCGGGGGGCGCUGCUGCCGCCUCCGCGGCCCCGGAGCGGGGGCGCCCGGGGGUCCUUUGCUCCUGGCCACGGCCCCCGCGCUGGGGCUUCACCGCCCCCAGUGUCCGAGCUGGACCGCGCAGACGCCUGGCUCCUCCGGAAGGCUCAUGAGACAGCCUUCCUCUCCUGGUUCCGCAAUGGCCUCCUGGCAUCAGGCAUCGGGGUCAUCUCCUUCAUGCAGAGUGAUAUGGGUCGGGAGGCCGCCUACGGCUUCUUCUUGUUGGGCGGCCUGUGUGUGGUGUGGGGCGGCGCCUCCUAUGUGGUGGGCCUGGCGGCGCUGCGGGGACCCAUGCAGCUCUCACUGGGGGGCGCGGCCGCAGGCGUGGGCGCCGUGCUGGCCGCCGGCCUGCUCUGGGCUUGUGCCGUCGGCCUCUACAUGGGCCAGCUGGAGCUGGACGUGGAACUGGUGCCCGAAGACGACGGGACCGCCGCGGCGGAAGGGCCGGACGAGGCGGGCCGGCCGCCACCGGAGUGAGCCGCAGGGCCGCGGGGAACGGCCGGGCGCUGGACUGCCGGGGCCCGCGGACCGGGACAUUAAAACCUGACCCUUCCCUCGCUCCCGA